Molecule: messenger RNA, 789 nt
Organism: Macrosiphum euphorbiae (potato aphid)
Lineage: Eukaryota; Metazoa; Arthropoda; Insecta; Hemiptera; Aphididae
Source: the annotation of a GenBank genome assembly
AUGGAUAACGAAAUUUCUGCAGCCGAGUCUAUCGGUGCCACCGCCCUGGACUUGCCAUUAAACCGUUCAGAAGCAGUCACAACAGACUACUCGCCAGACGAUGAAGACCUGGACGAAGCGGCCGCUGCUGCCGUCGCCGCAUCAGAGGCCACUCGUGACACGCUGGCUGACGGUCUGGUUGCCAGUUUGCUCAGGCCGUGUGUUGACCGUUUGGACGCGUCUGUCCAGUGCACCAGAUUGAGCCAACUUGACCUGAAACUACAGCUUGACUCGUUGGCUACCGAACUCAAGCGCUUGUCGUUGGCACAGCACGACUACUUAUUUGCUGCAACGUCCAUGUCAUCAACACAAUUGCCAGCCUCUGCUGACAAGACUAUUUCGUCUACAGUGACUGCUACGACAAAAACCGCCACUGACACAUGUGUCCUACUAGAUGGAUAUGCUCGUAGAUUGUGUGACGCACGUGCCAAGAUAGCCGUUGUGGGAAAUAUACUGGAGUCUACUCAGGAACGCUUACGAGCGCUUUCUCACCGAAUAGGUCGUGAGCACAACAACCGUCGAUCACUCCUAGAGCCCCAAGCUGUGGUAAUUGAUGCGGCGGAUGAACUGGAAUUGGAGGAAGAUAAUGAAAAGAUGAAUGAUGAUGUAGAGGAGGUAAACGAUAACAAAGAGAAGGUUCAGCCAAAUAAGAACCUCGCAGAUUCUAAUGAGGACAACAGGGAAGAAAAACAACCUGAGGAAGAUGCAACAGUGAUUGCAGAAGCAUCAGAAAUACCAAAAAAGUCAUGA